Xenopus tropicalis (tropical clawed frog) is the source of this 715-nucleotide messenger RNA. RefSeq names its product phospholipase A2 inhibitor subunit gamma B-like. Lineage: Eukaryota; Metazoa; Chordata; Amphibia; Anura; Pipidae. The transcript has 5 exons. Bases 17 to 655 code for a protein of 212 amino acids. The record is from RefSeq and is a predicted model, not a curated record. Gene Ontology annotation, cellular component: extracellular region.
CCUCUUAUAGGGAGGGAUGUGGUGCAACCUGCGCACCAUGAGAUCGGCCGUGGGGCUCCUGGGUGCACUCGGGGUGCUUCUACCUACAGUUUGUGGCCUUUCCUGUGUUGCCUGUUUGGAGGUUGAUUCCCGAGUGUGUGAUGGUGGAAGCGUACUGUGUCCCCCUGAACAAGUCUGCAGCACCUCAUUAGUAGAAGUGACUCGUAAAGACGGGCUGAAAUAUUACAAUGUGAGAAGGAACUGCCGAUAUCCAGAAAGGUGUGAAAUAACGUUCCACUUUAGCCACACGAAUUACCGGAUGCGGCAGAAAGUCACCUGUUGUACAACGGAUAACUGUACCCCCCCGGAACCCACGUGGCUGGAGGUUGAGGACGAGAGUGAAACAAACGGGCUGAGCUGCCCAACCUGUGUGUAUCCCAGCUUUGAUUGCCUUGCCCAGAGGGACGUGGAAUGCGUCGGAGAGGAGAACAAAUGCUAUCAUCAAACCCAAACUUAUCAAGGCAGCGGGGGAACUAGAAUAAACACAUUCCGGGGCUGCGGCACCGAGUCUCUCUGCCGGUUUGGCGAAUGGGCCGAGAACUACGGAGGGUUUACUCUAGAGACGACGAUUAACUGCACUGAUGCAAAUACCGGAAACGCCAAUAUGAGCCCCUAAAUGCAUUUAUAUACGUAGCCCCUCAUAUUCUUCUGCUAAUAAACUCACAGAAACCAAGAA